Molecule: messenger RNA, 162 nt
Organism: Sclerotinia sclerotiorum 1980 UF-70
Lineage: Eukaryota; Fungi; Ascomycota; Leotiomycetes; Helotiales; Sclerotiniaceae
Exons: 3
Coding region: 1-162 (53 amino acids)
Source: RefSeq, a predicted model, not a curated record
AUGCGUAGCGGACUAAGCUUAGAACUCAUGCCUCAAUCCACUAUGUAUGCACUUGCUAAUAUGAGUGGCCAAUACAGGCGAGAAAGUAUUGUACAACUUGUCAGCCCGCCCCUAGCUCUUCAUGUUGGCUCAGCAAAGCGUGUUGGGAAUAAACAUACCUAG